This is a messenger RNA of Mycena citricolor, 871 nucleotides long. The record is from the annotation of a GenBank genome assembly. Lineage: Eukaryota; Fungi; Basidiomycota; Agaricomycetes; Agaricales; Mycenaceae.
GCUGCAGUUGAACGGCUUACGCAUCUUGUCGCUGAUUCCUGGCAUCAUUGAGCAGCUCCCUGGAAGGGUGGUCGAAGAAGCUGCGAAUUUGUCCAUUGUCCCAACAGAAGAGGGCGUUCUAUGCCGCUCCUCGUUCCCUGCAAUGGUCCGUAAGAGAUACGGAUUUGGAAUGAUGGGUGUCCACAGGCCGCGUUUUCUUGCACUUUUGGCCUCGACGGCGGCUGCCCAUGGGAUACCUAUCCACUACAACAUGAGCGUUGUCCACGUGACACAAUCUGAUCAGUGCGCGACAGUCCAUUUUGACAAUGGGCAAUGUGACUCGGCCAGUUUUGUGGUCGGCUGUGACGGACUGCACAGUGUGGUCCGCACUGCACUGUUUGGAAGAGACGCCCCUACAUUUACCGGUCUGACACAAGUUGGUUCUGUCUGUUCGUGAACUUCGCACAGGGUCGUUGAACACUGCGCAAUCACGCAGAUGGGUGGAUUCAUUCCGAUGGCGUUUCCCGACCAGAAGCCAACAAUUUUCAACUUCUUUGGGGAUGGUCUCCACGUUAUCUCCUAUCCCGCUUCAGAGACGGGAUACAUAUGGGGGUGAGUCACUUGGAAUCAACUUCAACCACGGCCACGUGACAUUUGUUCAAGAAUCACACAACGCGAAGCGGAGAUGAAAGAAACAUGGCGCGUCAUGAACUCUGCUUGCCAGGAGUCCAUCCGAUCUGGACCGUUCUCUCGGCUUCCGUUUGGCAUCGGCAAACUCAUUCAAGCUUCGGAGAGAAUUACGAAGUUCGGCUUGUACGACCGACCGGAACUGAAGUCCUGGCACAAAAAUCGUGUGAUCCUGAUCGGUGAUGCAGCUCAUCCAACCAGUCCC